Molecule: messenger RNA, 1244 nt
Organism: Oryza brachyantha (malo sina)
Lineage: Eukaryota; Viridiplantae; Streptophyta; Magnoliopsida; Poales; Poaceae
Product: vesicle-associated protein 1-2-like
Exons: 8
Coding region: 257-928 (223 amino acids)
Biological process (GO): endoplasmic reticulum membrane organization
Cellular component (GO): endoplasmic reticulum membrane; plasma membrane
Source: RefSeq, a predicted model, not a curated record
GGCAGGCAGGAUUAGCAUAGCAUAACUGCAUAAGCAGCCAGCGCCUGACGGCCCUGACCUCUCUCUCUUCCUCCUUGCGGAAUUCCAACAAGUUCCCCGUUUUGCUCCGCUUCCUCCUCUGCUCCAGGAAUAGUAUUGCUGUUGUGCGAGAGGCGGAAAAAGGAAAAAAAAAAACCCAAUCUUUCGAGCCCGUGCCUCUGGACGCCCGCCGGGGCGGAUUGCUUCCCGUUUGAUUUCCCCGGGAGUUUCGCCGGCGAUGAGCUCCGAUUCCAGGGAUUUGCUCGGGAUCGAUCCCCCGGAGCUCAUCUUCCCCUUCGAGUUAAAGAAGCAAAUCUCGUGUUCGCUGCACCUAACAAACAAGACAGAUGAAUACGUCGCGUUUAAGGUUAAGACGACGAGUCCAAAGAAGUACUGCGUCCGUCCAAACAAUGGCAUUGUGGCACCGCGGUCCACAUCUGAUGUCCUUGUAACAAUGCAAGCUCAGCGGGAGGCACCACCGGACAUGCAAUGCAAGGACAAAUUCCUUGUGCAGAGUGCCAUAGUGAAACAAGACCUCUCACCACAGGAUAUCACCGGAGACGUGUUUACCAAACAAUCAGGUAAUGUGGUGGAUGAGGUGAAGUUAAGGGUUGUUUACACUACACCCCAGCCGACAUCCGCCAACGGGGGAUCAGAGGAAGGUCUAGGCAGCUUGAGUGAUCAAGAAGCAACAAAAGGACCUAGAGAAUCAGAAACAAUAACCUCUGAGGCUUUGAUUUCAAAGUUGAAGGUGGAGAAGAAUUCUGCCAUUCAACAGAACAUCAAGCUUCAAGAAGAACUGGAUCUUCUAAGGAGGCAAAUGGGAAGUCAGCACGGUGGUUUCUCAUUAGUUUUUGUGCUUGCUAUUGCUAUUCUGGGAAUCCUGCUUGGUUUUCUCGUUAAGAGAUGAGCGUCUGUGAACAUAUAUAUAUAUCUUGUUCCACUUUUCUGUGAAGAACUGAUAAUCAUGUGCCUUCUUCUGUGUUAGCAUUUGUACCAACUCGUGAUCUUAUCUUAGAACCUGAUUCCUCUUGUAUUUUUUGACUAUUAAAUUCCAAUCAGUAGAAGUUGUAUCCAGUCAAUAAGUCAUCUGCCCAUUUAGCCUAUUCGAGGAUCCCCCCCCCCCCCCCCACCCUUUUUUUUUUUGGUCUUUUGGCACCUGUAAAUAUGACAGUUCCCUUGACAUUAUGGCUUGUGAUAUGUACAUGGUGAAUACUUUGUGAAUC